This is a messenger RNA of Anastrepha ludens (Mexican fruit fly), 1230 nucleotides long. RefSeq lists its product as uncharacterized. The coding region runs from base 337 to 651 and encodes 104 amino acids. The record is from RefSeq and is a predicted model, not a curated record. Lineage: Eukaryota; Metazoa; Arthropoda; Insecta; Diptera; Tephritidae. The transcript has 2 exons.
UUAAUAUAUCAAAAAAAAGAUGGAAAAACUAUUGGGGAGAAAUAUUCAGCCCUAUCAUAGAAUCCAGUGUAGAAAACCUUCGAAUAAACGAAAAAAUUGUAAUCGUGGAUUAAAUGUGAACACGUAAAAAGUGCUGCCAAACUCAAAUGUCAAAUUUUGAUAUUUCUACAACAGCUGGUUCAAUGUAAACAAAAAAAUUUCGCACAGUUUUUUGUCAAGUCAGCUGAAUUUCCAAAUUAAAAUGUAUUCGUUGACAUGUGCGCUUGUGUUAAUGGAGGAGGAAGUGAAGUGAGAGCAUCAAACGGAGUCUCAGAAUUGAGCGAAAAAUAUUGAGAGAUGCAAGCAACCCUCUCGAUUGGACGAACAUGUCCGGCAGGUGAAGGCACCCCGCACGACACUAACUACCUUUUCACAUACCCACUCUCCCUCUGGACCCAACCUGUUAAAUACAGCAUGUUUCCUGGGGCUAGACGAAGACGACCGGUGUUACUGCUACAACAACAACAACAUAUGGACGAACCAAUGUUUAUCAAAAAUUACGGGAUAGUCACUCCUUGUCAGUUUGUUGUUGCAUCAGCUCGCGCAUCGCUGCGUAGAGCGAUGAAUCCAAUAGCCGUCAUCGUCAAACUUCUACCGGUACACCCAGGCUGAUUCGGGACUGAAGCUACAAUUAGUGCCAUAACGCCAUAGCCGCAACAUUGCAGCAUUUGUUGAUUAGUCAUGCCGUAUCCAUAAACAAUUAAUAUUGAAGUAGAAUUAAUGACUACAUUUGCAUUUUGUUAUUAAUUUUUUAUCGUUCAUUUCUAAUAUUCAAAUUUUUCUCCCAAAUAUUAAAACAAAUGUAAAGUCUUUCACAGCUGCUUACGGUUACGAGGAAAAACCAAUACAUACAUACAUUCGGCUACGGUUAUGGUUAUGGCGUGGUUGGUUCGACAGGUUGGGUCUAGAGGGAGCGGGGUGUUAGAUGAGUGGGUUCAGUGGGGCAUGUGAAGCGUUCAUUCCCAUGGCAGUCGGUUCUACGCUACCGGAAUGACUAGGAGUUUUCCCGACCAAGGGCUGCCGCCUAAGUAAACUAGCGGGUCCUUUAAUCGUUUACAGUGAUACCCAGAUCAGAACAGCUGAUUGCUAUGGUUACGGUUACGAUUGCGGUACGGUACCACUAAUUACAGCUUAAGUGGGUAUGCGAAGUGUUGGUUAGAGGCAUGUGGGAUAUUUUAUAAUGCUGGACAA